Messenger RNA from Gossypium raimondii (Peruvian cotton), 1542 nucleotides. Its product is annotated as mRNA cap guanine-N7 methyltransferase 2. Gene Ontology annotation, molecular function: mRNA 5'-cap (guanine-N7-)-methyltransferase activity. Lineage: Eukaryota; Viridiplantae; Streptophyta; Magnoliopsida; Malvales; Malvaceae. The transcript is spliced from 3 exons. The coding region runs from base 934 to 1227 and encodes 97 amino acids. The record is from RefSeq and is a predicted model, not a curated record. Gene Ontology annotation, cellular component: nucleus. Gene Ontology annotation, biological process: 7-methylguanosine mRNA capping.
UCUUGUGUGUUUAAAUUAAUUUAUAUUUAUAUAAAAUUUUGAUAUGUUAAAUUGAAGCAAAUCAUUGCACUCUACACUAUCAAUAAGCAAUUCAACCACACGACAUUGGUAUGUGGCUCUUCACACUAGUUUAGUGAUAAUAACAUUGGCGUGGAUUUAAAUUUAUUAGCUUAAUUUAGAUUUAAAAUUUAAUCUUUAUGUUUGUAACUCAUUUUAUGAUGAUUAUAAUGUAGUUGCUUGCACUCAAAAUUUAUCAUUUUAUGCAUAUAUAUAAAUAUUUAAUUUUCUCUUAUUUAAUAACUAAAUUUUAUUACUCAUGUAUCAAUAUAUAUAAUUUUCCCAAAAAUAUUAUUUAAAUUUAAGAUUUAUAUGAAACCGCUAUCUGAAGUCCGACCUACGAGGGCCUUGCAUGUUCUUUCUAAAUUAACCUUGUGUUGGAACUUUCUCAUAUUACCCUUCAUUUGAAUUUUGCUUAUUUAAUUUGAAAUUGUUGUUUUCCUCUAUCUUGAAGUGACGAACGCCAUUAAAUUUAUGUGUUUCAUGAUUUCAUUGACAAAACUAUGGAGCUUUUCCUUUAAUAGAAACACCCAAGUUUGUUCACUGUAUCCUUUCCUUUCUUUGAAUAAAUAACUAUCUAUUGUCAAAUUUUGUUAGUCUUGAAAUGAUCCUUGUAUGGCAGUGUCUUAGAUUCUUAUGAUUGUUGCUGACUUCUUGAACUCAUAUCCAUCAUGCAAUAUUUUUCUUAUUUCAUGUUGAAGGCAGGCUUUGUAAUUUAUGAUUUGAGGUAAACACUGCCCAGCAUGAAGUUAGUCAUAGGUUCUGCUUUGUAAUUAUACAAUAAAUUUAGGCUAAAACCAAACUAAUUAUAUUGACAUUGAUUUUCUUGUCUCGUUUUUAACCAGGCAAGACAAUCCAUUUGACUGAAGUGGGUACAUGAAGGUCUGCGACUUGUAUUGCGGCAGCGGAGCUGAUGCAGAGAAAUGGGAUGGAGCUCAAAUCAGUCAUUAUGUUGGAAUUGAUGUGUCCUCUAGGAUAAAUGAAGUGAGGGAAGCAUGGGAGAGUCAGCGUAAAAGCUUCACUUCUGAGUUCUUUAAGGCUGAUCCUUGCACCGAUAAUUUGGAAGCCCUGUUGCAAGAGAAGGACAUUCAGGCUGAUCUUGUCUGUUGCUUGCAGCAUUUGCAAGUAUUUUGUGUAUUGGGUUUUGAUUCGUCAUGUGAACAAAUAUGAUGAAUCUGAAGUGCAUUUCUAUUCUUCUAUUUGCAGUUAAGAUUUCAAACUAAAGACAAAGCAAGGAGACUUCUAAGUAAUAUGUCAUUUUUGUUGAAACCAAGGGGUUAUUUUUUUGGUAUUACUCCUGAAAAGGUGAUUGGAAAAAACCAUUGUUUCUGGAUUUGUGUAUUUUCCAUUUUUUUUCCUUCUGGUUGCUGCUGCACCUGUUUCUGGGAGGUGAUUGUGUAAACAUUUUAGUGUGCUUUAGUUAUUGUAAGAAUAUUUUUAACAUUGUUAAUUUUAAUAUUAUUGUAAGAAUAUUUUGAAUUAUAA